ACACCAGCUCUACGAUUUAAAAAAGAAAAAGCAAGCCUGAGUGGGAACAGAAAAACCAACAGCCCACCCUCAACAAUGGCGUGGGCUUUUUGUGGCAUAUUCUGUCUUCCUCUGUGCACAGUUCACAUCUACACUUUUGUCCUUGAACUGCAGAAAUGCCUUAAUUCAAUGAGGAGGAGCAGGAUGGACGUUCUACGGCCCACCCUGAUAAAGAUCGGGGGGCGAAUAUACAGGAAGAAUCUCAUUCAAGAGCAGGCCUACCAGCAUGAGGAGGAGGAUUUCUGUGCAGGCCCCAGUGACUGCACAGAUGAACCCUGUGAUGUCUUUGUGGUGGAAGAGACUGAGAAAGGCUUCCAGUGCAGAGUGGAGGUUCCUAGCCCCUUAUACAAGUACAUCAUUGGGAAGAAAGGGGAAACCAAGAAGAGACUAGAAACAGAGACUCGAACCUCCAUCAGCAUUCCCAAGCCUGGAGUGGAAGGAGAAAUUGUGAUUACAGGGCAGCAUCGCAGCUGUGUCAUCUCUGCCCGAACACGGAUCGAUGUUCUCCUGGACAGCUUCCGUAAGAAGCAGCCCUUCACACACUUCCUGUCCUUCGCUCUCAACCAGCCCGCCAUCCAGGAGAAGUUCCUGCAGUUCAAGGAGGAAGUAUUGGAGAAAUGCUCAAAGGAUCACGGAGUCAGCAGCAGCCUGUUCCAGAACUCUGCAAAGCUUCAUCUGACUCUUGGGACACUGGUACUUCUGAACGAGCAAGAGAUCCAGAAAGCGUGUGACCUCCUACAGCGAUGCAAAGAGGACUUUGUGGACCAAAUUGCUGGAGGCAAGCCCCUGACCGUGGAGGUGGCAGGAGUGGAGUACAUGAACGAUGACCCUGCCAUGAUGGAUGUCCUUUAUGCCAAAGUCCACAUGAAGGAUGGCUCAGACAGAUUGCAGGUGAUUGCGGAUCAACUGGUGGAAAGGUUUGUGGCCUCCGGCCUGAUGCUUAAAGAAUGGGAUAGGGUGAAACUGCAUGCUACAGUCAUGAACACUCUCUUCAGGAAAGAUCCAAGUGCUGAAGAGCGAAACAAUACAAUGACUGGUAAAUCAUCUUUCAAGGAACGGGAGUCGUUUAAUGGCCGAAAUAUCCUCAAGCUCUUCGAGAACUUCUACUUUGGGGAGGUGCAGCUGGACUCGGUGCGUCUUUCUCAGAGGUUCUCCUCAGAUGCCUCUGGCUACUACGCGACGUCUGGGCAGCUGACCUUCUCCUGA
Phaethon lepturus (White-tailed tropicbird) is the source of this 1245-nucleotide messenger RNA. RefSeq names its product activating signal cointegrator 1 complex subunit 1 (gene ASCC1). The transcript has 10 exons. Gene Ontology annotation, cellular component: nucleus. NCBI's taxonomy places the organism in Eukaryota, Metazoa, Chordata, Aves, Phaethontiformes, Phaethontidae. Gene Ontology annotation, molecular function: RNA binding. The record is from RefSeq and is a predicted model, not a curated record. The coding region runs from base 76 to 1245 and encodes 389 amino acids. Gene Ontology annotation, biological process: DNA alkylation repair; regulation of DNA-templated transcription.